AUGCCAACCAAGCUAACUACAACAUCCACCGUCCCUCUUCAAAACUCGGAUACCCGAAUGCCCGUCGUCGGCUUCGGCGUCUACCAGAUCGACCGACCAGCCACCACAGACGCAUGCCUGCGCGCCAUAUCCGCCGGAUACCGUUACAUUGACACAGCACAGAUCUAUCAAAAUGAGGCAGAGGUAGGUCUUGCGCUACAGCAAUGCGAUCUACCUCGUAAAGACAUCUUUGUCACCACCAAGAUCCGCUAUCCCCGCCUUGGCAAAGGCAAGACCUACCUUCGGGCGCUGCAGAGCGUCCAAAAGAUUGACCCCCGUGAAGAUGGAUACGUGGAUCUGUUUCUCAUUCACUCGCCGUAUGCGUUGAAGCCUAAAGAACGAAAAGAAUUAUGGCUGGCGCUGGAGAAGUUGUGGAAGGAUGGGAAGGCUAGGGCCAUUGGGGUAAGCAAUUAUCAGCCUGAGCAUUUGGAGGAGAUGAGGGGGUAUGCGACCGUCUGGCCGCCUGCUGUCAAUCAGAUUGUUGUAAGUCGCCAUUUUACACUCCAUGUUUGUUCGCAUCUUCUUCAUCCCUGCACACAACAGCGUGAGACAGUAGACUACUGCAAUAAGCAUGGCAUAGUUCUCCAGGCACAUAGUCCGCUAUCUAGAGGAUUGAAGGCGCAGGAGGACGCAGUUGUCAAAAUCGCGGGCAAAGUUGGUGGAAAGUCGCCUGCGCAGGUGCUGAUCCGGUACUGCUUGCAGAAGGGUUGGGUGCCACUGACCAAGAGUGAGAAUGAAGCGCGGGUCAAGGAGAAUAUAGACGUUUUUGACUUUGUACUCUCAAAGGAAGAUAUGGCGUCGCUGGACCGACUUGAUCGUGGGGAAGCGCCAAAGUUUGAGUAA
Pochonia chlamydosporia 170 is the source of this 882-nucleotide messenger RNA. Its product is annotated as aldo/keto reductase. Gene Ontology annotation, molecular function: oxidoreductase activity. The record is from RefSeq and is a predicted model, not a curated record. Bases 1 to 882 code for a protein of 293 amino acids. The transcript has 2 exons. Lineage: Eukaryota; Fungi; Ascomycota; Sordariomycetes; Hypocreales; Clavicipitaceae.